UUCCAUCUACAAAUUUUAGGGCAGAAUUGUAUCCCAAUAAAUUCUUUUGGAUUAUGAGAACAUGUUAAACUACUUUUAGGGGACCUGUAAUGACCAUAUUUUUGUAAAUUUUGUAUUUCACACGUCACGUGACCAAACUUAAAACGUCAUUGAAGAUUCUGAUGACAUCAGAACUCUCGGAUUGACACUGUUGACAGUUAGGCGAUAAACAACAAAUGACUAAUGUCCGUUGACAAUUCGUAUCUUCUACGAAGAGCUGGCGGCUUCCUUGCACAACGUAUCAGUAUUGCGAUACAACGAGGAAAUGCCGCCAGCAUCCUUGGUACAAUGCCUCAAGGGCCUAUUUUAAAUAUGAGCUAGUUAUAGUAAUCAUCUGUAUAUAUCCAUUAUGUAUAUUGUUAUUGUCAAUAAAUAGAUUACCCCUUUUCUAUCUUCUACGUGCGUAUGUAUUUAUGUGUUAUGUGUCAAAACGUAAACUGUGACGUCACACAAUUUUCAAAGAGCGUUUUGGGCGCGAAAGCAUCUGUCAAAAUAUAUUUUGUUAAUUUAAAGCCGUUUUUGGUAUAAAAGUUGAAUUUUAGGGCAAAUUUUAGUUAAUAUAGAACGUAAUACGAGCGUUUCAAAAAAUUGGAAACCACCCUAUUCAUAAAUAAAAGUAUGAAAUGUUUCAUCAAAAUUUUCUUAUGACGUUAUCACGCAAAAUUAUCUUCCGUAAACCGACUUUACAGACCACCAUUUUUUAAUGAGAAUAAUUAAUAUGAAGCCUGACAACAGUUUAUUUGACCCUCGCCAUUUUGCGGAUUUUCAAUUGUACUAAUUUCUUUUACUGGCAACAAGUACUCUUUGACAACGAGCGUUGGAUGUCAUCCAAUGUCACCGAUGUAAACAAACAGAACAUAUCUACAAAUAUAUUCAAAUAUAAACGGUUUUAUUACAAAAAUGCCAAUAAAAAUUUCCAAAGAUGCGAAAAAAAUUGUAGUGAAUGCAAUCAAAUACUUACAGCUUUAAAAAGACGAAGGAUUACAUAGCAUUCCAAUAAACAAUGUACCUAUAAAACAAUGUUUUAAAGUUGGUUGUUGACAUGACCGGUAUUGACAUUUUAUAGUGCGGCUAUUUUGAACUGGUUAGUUGUUUAAUGAUAUAAUGUUAGGUUGGAUGUGGGUAACGCGAGGUUGUUAUUCUGUUGGAGGUUUAGCGGUUUUGCGUGUCGUUCUUUGGCUUGUAAGAAAAGAUGGCUAUGGGCUUUUACAAAUUUACAUAUUUCCAAUAUAUAUAAGCACGUUAGUGUUAAGAUGCCUAGCUCCUUGAAAUAGGUUCGACAGCUGUGCAUUUGUUUUAUAUUUACUAUUAUUCUGAUACACUUUUUUUGUACAGUGAACAGACUGUUUACAAUCGUGCUAUUUCCCCAAAGCAAUAUGCCAUAGCGGAACAAGGUGUGGGCAUAAGCAUGGUAGGCUGUUAAAGCAGUUGUUAUAUCCGUAGUAUUUUUUAAUUCAUGCAGUGCAUACGUAAAUCGGGAUAAUCUACUAAUUAAUUGUUGUAUGUGGUCCUUACAAUUUAUAUGUGAGUCUAUAUUUAAUCCUAGCAAUGAAAACGUAUUUACAGCUUCUAACUUAUUAUUUUUAAAUGAAAUAUCUAUUGUUAAGGGUUGUUUUUGAUAAGGCCUGAACUGCAUUAGUUUGGUUUUGUUAUAGUUCUAAUUUAGAAAGUGUACUAUUAAGGCAAAAUUUACAGUUAGUAACGCUUGAGCACGGAAACAACCGAUAUAUCAAUUGCAAACAAAACGCUUGGUGAAUCUAUAAUUUUUGGUAGAUCGUUUAUAUAAAUAAAAUUACCUACGUGCAAUUCGGACUAGAAGAAAAAAACCCGAUUACAGCGCUACGGCAAGAAUCGGAACUAGUUUAUCGCCAUAUUUUGUGAUGGCGACUGAUAUUUAUAGAUCGUAAGGGUGUUGUUUUUUAUCAAUAGUAAAUGAUCUAAAAUGGAGGAAACAAAAGUUAUUUACUACAUAGAUGACGAGGAGACGCCGUAUUUAGUAAAAAUCCCCAUAUCCCCGGAGAAAGUGACGUUGGUAGACUUCAAGAACCAGUUGAAUAGGCCGAACUACAAAUUUUUCUUCAAAUCUAUGGACGAUGAUUUCGGUGUUGUUAAAGAAGAAAUUGUUGAUGACAACGCUCAUCUGCCGUGUUUUAACGGUCGUGUUGUGUCGUGGCUGGUGUCUGCGGAAGGCUCUAACCCGUCCGACGGUGCAUCUCAGUGCACCGACAGCAAUGCAGGGAAAGCGAAGACGGCCGCCCACGGGGCUCCUUCGGCGCCUCUCACACGGGACACCUGCACGGAUACGGACAGUACGAUAAGUUCCCGCCCCGGCCACAGAGCGUCAUGCGACAAAUACAAAUAUAGGGGCUUGAGGAUAAAUGGUCAUUCCAAGUAUGGCAACCAUGGUUUGGAAUACGAAACAGCCUCUGUCCUUAGCUCUGACUUGGACUCUACGAGUCUCUUCGAUAGCCAAUCAGAGAUCACCACAACAACAGGGAGACACACAAAUGCCUCAGUAGACAGAGCACUAACUGAAUGCAGUAGUGUAUCUCAUCUACAAGUCAGUAACAGAAAAAGACCUCAGCGGAGACGAAAACGACCACAAGUGAUGUCUAGAACCUCGUCCUACUCAUCUAUUACGGACUCUACAAUGUCCAUGCACAUUAUAACGGUGACAUUAAACAUGGAUACAGUGAAUUUUCUUGGUAUAUCAAUAGUGGGACAGUCAAAUAAGGGUGGAGAUGGUGGCAUCUAUGUUGGGAGUAUUAUGAAGGGAGGUGCAGUGGCCCUGGAUGGAAGGAUAGAGCCUGGAGACAUGAUACUGCAGGUGAACGACGUGAACUUUGAAGACAUGACCAACGACGAAGCAGUGCGCGUGCUGAGGGAGGUGGUGCAGAAACCGGGGCCGAUCAAGCUGGUGGUGGCCAAAUGCUGGGACCCAAACCCCAAGGGGUACUUCACGAUACCAAGAACUGAGCCUGUCAGGCCUAUUGACCCUGGUGCCUGGGUCGCGCACACACAAGCGCUCCGCGAAGCGUACCCGCCGCCGCCGCCGUCGCUGUCGGCGCUGCCCGUGUCGUCGGUGUCGGAGCGCGGCGCGUCGGACGCCAGCACGCUGCCGGCGGGCGGCCUGGAGCCGCAGCUGUCCGUCAGCUGCGACAUGGCGUUGGUGGUGCGGGCCAUGCUGCGGCCGGACUCCGGUCAGUCAGCUACACCCCUCCCACAGUGCUGUCUCUGUCCCCCCUCCGCCGUCCCUCUCGGCCCUCCCCGUGUCGUCGGUGUCGGAGCGCGGCGCGUCGGACGCCAGCACGCUGCCGGCGGGCGGCCUGGAGCCGCAGCUGUCCGUCAGCUGCGACAUGGCGUUGGUGGUGCGGGCCAUGCUGCGGCCGGACUCCGGUCAGUCAGCUACACCCCUCCCACAGUGCUGUCUCUGUCCCCCCUCCGCCGUCCCUCUCGGCCCUCCCCGUGUCGUCGGUGUCGGAGCGCGGCGCGUCGGACGCCAGCACGCUGCCGGCGGGCGGCCUGGAGCCGCAGCUGUCCGUCAGCUGCGACAUGGCGUUGGUGGUGCGGGCCAUGCUGCGGCCGGACUCCGGUCAGUCAGCUACACCCCUCCCAUAGUGCUGUCUCUGUCCCCCCCUCCGCCGUCCCUCUCGGCCCUCCCCGUGUCGUCGGUGUCGGAGCGCGGCGCGUCGGACGCCAGCACGCUGCCGGCGGGCGGCCUGGAGCCGCAGCUGUCCGUCAGCUGCGACAUGGCGUUGGUGGUGCGGGCCAUGCUGCGGCCGGACUCCGGUCAGUCAGCUACACCCCUCCCAUAGUGCUGUCUCUGUCCCCCCUCCGCCGUCCCUCUCGGCCCUCCCCGUGUCGUCGGUGUCGGAGCGCGGCGCGUCGGACGCCAGCACGCUGCCGGCGGGCGGCCUGGAGCCGCAGCUGUCCGUCAGCUGCGACAUGGCGUUGGUGGUGCGGGCCAUGCUGCGGCCGGACUCCGGUCAGUCAGCUACACCCCUCCCAUAGUGCUGUCUCUGUCCCCCCUCCGCCGUCCCUCUCGGCCCUCCCCGUGUCGUCGGUGUCGGAGCGCGGCGCGUCGGACGCCAGCACGCUGCCGGCGGGCGGCCUGGAGCCGCAGCUGUCCGUCAGCUGCGACAUGGCGUUGGUGGUGCGGGCCAUGCUGCGGCCGGACUCCGGUCAGUCAGCUACACCCCUCCCACAGUGCUGUCUCUGUCCCCCCUCCGCCGUCCCUCUCGGCCCUCCCCGUGUCGUCGGUGUCGGAGCGCGGCGCGUCGGACGCCAGCACGCUGCCGGCGGGCGGCCUGGAGCCGCAGCUGUCCGUCAGCUGCGACAUGGCGUUGGUGGUGCGGGCCAUGCUGCGGCCGGACUCCGGUCAGUCAGCUACACCCCUCCCAUAGUGCUGUCUCUGUCCCCCCUCCGCCGUCCCUCUCGGCCCUCCCCGUGUCGUCGGUGUCGGAGCGCGGCGCGUCGGACGCCAGCACGCUGCCGGCGGGCGGCCUGGAGCCGCAGCUGUCCGUCAGCUGCGACAUGGCGUUGGUGGUGCGGGCCAUGCUGCGGCCGGACUCCGGUCAGUCAGCUACACCCCUCCCAUAGUGCUGUCUCUGUCCCCCCUCCGCCGUCCCUCUCGGCCCUCCCCGUGUCGUCGGUGUCGGAGCGCGGCGCGUCGGACGCCAGCACGCUGCCGGCGGGCGGCCUGGAGCCGCAGCUGUCCGUCAGCUGCGACAUGGCGUUGGUGGUGCGGGCCAUGCUGCGGCCGGACUCCGGUCAGUCAGCUACACCCCUCCCAUAGUGCUGUCUCUGUCCCCCCUCCGCCGUCCCUCUCGGCCCUCCCCGUGUCGUCGGUGUCGGAGCGCGGCGCGUCGGACGCCAGCACGCUGCCGGCGGGCGGCCUGGAGCCGCAGCUGUCCGUCAGCUGCGACAUGGCGUUGGUGGUGCGGGCCAUGCUGCGGCCGGACUCCGGUCAGUCAGCUACACCCCUCCCAUAGUGCUGUCUCUGUCCCCCCUCCGCCGUCCCUCUCGGCCCUCCCCGUGUCGUCGGUGUCGGAGCGCGGCGCGUCGGACGCCAGCACGCUGCCGGCGGGCGGCCUGGAGCCGCAGCUGUCCGUCAGCUGCGACAUGGCGUUGGUGGUGCGGGCCAUGCUGCGGCCGGACUCCGGUCAGUCAGCUACACCCCUCCCAUAGUGCUGUCUCUGUCCCCCCUCCGCCGUCCCUCUCGGCGCUGCCCGUGUCGUCGGUGGCCUGCCUAGAUAUACUACAUACCUAGUAAAUUUAAUUACAAAAUUUCCGUGAAAUACAAACGUAUUAAAUAUAUUUAAAAUGGGU
Molecule: messenger RNA, 5367 nt
Organism: Cydia pomonella (codling moth)
Lineage: Eukaryota; Metazoa; Arthropoda; Insecta; Lepidoptera; Tortricidae
Gene: dsh
Product: segment polarity protein dishevelled
Exons: 4
Coding region: 1982-4834 (950 amino acids)
Biological process (GO): intracellular signal transduction; canonical Wnt signaling pathway
Cellular component (GO): cytosol
Molecular function (GO): frizzled binding
Source: RefSeq, a predicted model, not a curated record